Molecule: messenger RNA, 2848 nt
Organism: Bufo bufo (common toad)
Lineage: Eukaryota; Metazoa; Chordata; Amphibia; Anura; Bufonidae
Gene: ZBTB47
Product: zinc finger and BTB domain containing 47
Exons: 6
Coding region: 192-2405 (737 amino acids)
Biological process (GO): regulation of transcription by RNA polymerase II
Cellular component (GO): nucleus
Molecular function (GO): DNA-binding transcription factor activity, RNA polymerase II-specific; protein binding; RNA polymerase II cis-regulatory region sequence-specific DNA binding
Source: RefSeq, a predicted model, not a curated record
AGCCCCGGGCAGCACCCCCACAGCAGAGCCGGGAAUGUAACAUGGCGCAGGCGGAGGAUGCGGAGCAGCGGCAGAGCAUGUAGGACAAUAAGAGGCCGGAGCAGCAGAGCAGGGGGGCCGGAGACGGAGCCCCCCGAGCAGCCAGUCCAGCAACGCCAUUCCUCCUCUCUGUGCGCCCACAACACUGCAAAAUGUUGAUAGUUGAGAAGACGACGGACUACCCCUCCACGGAGUACUCUCUAGUGGAAGAUGUCGCCCUUCACUUCACCUGUCUAAUGGACAGACUCAAUGAACAGCGUUUGUUCCAGCCCGACCUCUGCGAUGUGGACAUCGUGCUGGUCCAACAGAAAAGCACCUUCCCCGCUCACAAGGGCGUCCUCGCUGCUUACAGCCAAUUCUUCCAUUCUCUCUUCACCCAAAACAAGCAGCUGCAACGGGUGGAACUGUCCCUGGAGGCCUUGACGUCCCGAGGUUUCCAGCAGAUCCUCAACUUCAUCUACACCUCCAAGCUGUUAGUCAACGGCUGCAACGUCCAGGAUGUCUUAAACGCCGCUGCCGUGUUACAGAUGAACGAAAUUGUGACGUCGUGCCAGGAGCUCAUUCACAGCAGGUCACUGAACCUGUCCAUGGCUAAUGACAUUUUGGACACGGAGGACACUCGAAAUGAAACCACCACGGUCAUGCAGCCGCAGUUCUAUAGGGAGAUAAAACAGGAGGUGGACGCACCUCCAACAAAAAUUUAUGCCCGGGAGGGAAAUGAUCCCUACUCUGUUCGAGUAGAGGACAGUGUAACUAAAGGACAUGCAUCCAACGCUGCGUCACCAAAACAGUAUUUUAAAGAUGAGGAUAGGAGCGGGGCCCGGGUCUGUAAAAUCGAAGGGGCUGACUCGGAAGAGGACCUGGAGACCCAAGAGUCCUAUAACCGAGAGCAGAUCAUCGUAGAGGUCAACUUAAAUAACCAGACACUAAAUGUUUCUAAAGGGACUGAGGGGAAGGGGGGCCCGACCGAUCCAGUAGCUGUUCUGGACCGAUCGGACGGGGACGAUCGGGGAUCGGAAGAAGACGGAGAUGACGAGAACGAGGAAGAGGAAGGUGGCCUGGAAGAGGAGGAGGACUUUCUCGACAUGCUGGAGGACGAGGAAGAUGACAUCUUGCCAAGUGAAGAAGAAGACCUCGAAGAACCCCGCGAGGAGGAAGAAGAGGAGGAAGAGGAUGACGAGGAGAAGGACAAUGAUGAUUCAGCAGAGACAGCCAAAGAUGAAAACUCCCCGCAAGACGGGAGCAAGUCGCCGAGCGAAAACGAGUCCACCAAGUUGUCUAAAGGUGCAAAAGGUUCACGUAACCGAGGAGCCGGUGCGAGGCGGAAGAAGAAAGGACAGGAUGCUUUGGGGCAAAAGGCCAAAUUUGAUGACAAGCAGCACUUCCCGUGUAAGAAGUGCCCUAGAGUUUUUAAUAAUAGGUGGUAUCUGGAAAAGCACAUGAACGUCACCCACAGCCGCAUGAGGAUUUGCGAUAAAUGUGGCAAGAGGUUCCUUCUAGAGAGCGAGCUGAUGCUUCACCACCAGACAGACUGUGAAAAGAAUAUACAAUGUUUAACAUGUGGGAAAACCUUUAAGAAGCUCUGGUCCCUCCAUGAACACAAUAAGAUCGUCCACGGCUACGCAGAGAAAAAAUUUUCUUGUGACAUCUGUGAGAAGAAAUUCUACACGAUGGCUCACGUACGAAAGCACCUUGUCGCUCACACGAAGGACAUGCCUUUCACAUGUGAAACCUGUGGGAAAUCCUUUAAACGCAGCAUGUCUCUGAAGGUCCACUCUCUGCAGCACUCUGGGGAGAAACCCUUUAAAUGUGAGAACUGCCAUGAGCGAUUCCAGUACAAGUACCAGCUGCGGUCGCACAUGAGCAUACACAUUGGGCACAAGCAGUUCAUGUGCCAGUGGUGCGGCAAAGACUUCAACAUGAAACAGUAUUUUGAUGAACAUAUGAAGACCCAUACCGGAGAGAAACCUUUCAUCUGCGAGAUCUGCGGCAAGAGCUUCACCAGUCGGCCUAACAUGAAGCGCCACCGCCGGACGCAUACUGGAGAGAAGCCUUACCCCUGCAGCGUGUGCGGACAGCGCUUCCGGUUUUCCAACAUGCUCAAAGCUCACAGGGAAAAGUGCUUCCAAGGCGGGAACCCCCCUACUCCCGGGAGUCCUGGAACAGCAGCGAGUCUCUCCGCCUCAUCACAAAGCGGCAACUCACCGAGCCAGUCCAGCCCCGGCCUCUCCCCCACCUUGCCCCAGCAUCCUCUCUCUCUGCCCCUCCUGCACUCUCUCCCACACAGCAUGCCUCCGCCAUCGCACCAUCUGCCUCCUCCGCCCCCGCUCUUCCCCGCCGGCCGUAUAAACUCUAACACCAACUAGACCAAGCUAAGACUGGCCCGACCGCUCAGAAGUGCUCCCUCCAAGACAACGCUGUGGCAUCAUGGCCGAAUAGUUUCCUUUUUCUACGUUUUGUCCGUCUCUGUUCAGAUGUGGAGGGGGAAGGAGGUGGACGUCCCGGCUCAUUCUCCGCCAUCGUUGCGCUCUUGCACAUGCUUGCAGCAUUAAGAUACAGUGGUGAGGACACCGCUACAAGCAGACUUCUCACUACUGUGCUCUUUGUGUUUUUAGUACAUAUUAAUGUUUAAUAUGGGAAAUUCCUAUUUUUAUUUUCUUUUAACUUUGUAUCAUUUUUAUUUGAAGCUGCCCAACUAAGCCUAUUGCGCCGUAGCUCAGAGGUCCUAUAUACGCACAGCCACCCCCGGCCACACAGUUGUGUGGGGUGUAGGGUCGCCACCCAGACUCAUGGAAGACGUGGACGUCCU